Scheffersomyces stipitis CBS 6054 is the source of this 1740-nucleotide messenger RNA. RefSeq lists its product as uncharacterized. Gene Ontology annotation, biological process: mRNA processing. Bases 1 to 1740 code for a protein of 579 amino acids. NCBI's taxonomy places the organism in Eukaryota, Fungi, Ascomycota, Pichiomycetes, Serinales, Debaryomycetaceae. The transcript is spliced from 2 exons. The record is from RefSeq and is a predicted model, not a curated record.
AUGGUUGCAAUUCUUCCUGACUCUAUAACAGCGGAAACUGCUCCCUAUUUUCUUCCAGAAUCGAAUAAUUCCAAAUUGUUGGAGUUCUUGAAACCACUUCCCUUUUCCACUAUAAAGUCUCAGUCCAUACCAGCUGUAGUUGGAACCCAAGUUCCAGUUUUCAAGUCGAUUGAUGUUUCAAAUCUCAUAGAAAAGACCAGUAAUCGCUUGAUAUGGCAAACUGCAUCAGAAAGACGUCGUGACGAUGCUCGGUCAACUAGUGAAGAAUUGGAAAAUCCAGAAAACGAAAUAGAAGAAGACCCUCAGCAUUUUGUAGAGAUUCAAGAAUUGCUACCCAAAUCAUUAAAGGACCAGUUGAGUUUAGUGGUAGUUGAUAAUUUCCCCAAUGUCAAGCAAUAUGCCAUAGAGAAGAUAGUAGAUUCUUUGGUGGAUACCAGAAAGUAUAAAUGGUCCCACGUUCAUUACGAAUUCGCUGACAACAGACUGGUCUACAUACGGUUUGAACACGUACCAGACGCUAAAUGGUUUGUUGAUACAUAUUCACUGGUAUUGCCUGAUAUUCUUCUGAACAAGAACAUAAAAGUAAUCCAUAACAAUCACAUAGAUGAAGUUCUCGAUGAAUUGAGUGAUUUUAAAGCAGACCCAAAAUCUACUGUAAAUAGCAAAGUCGUUUCAAAAAUCGGUUCAAUUUUGAAGAACAAGAGAAAUUUUGAACGAAUUUCAAAAAGAUCUGGAACUGAAGAUUUGGAUGAAGUUCUUGCUUACUACAGCAAGUAUGAGGUAGAUAGUAACGAUCUCAUCGAUGUACCUACAAACAUGAGGGAAGCUAUAGUAAAAGACAUAGUGAGAUUCAGAUCCAAAGUGCUACUUAUAGAAAGAGACAAUCGGAAAAAGGAAAUCGAAUUAGAGCGGGAAAAGACCAAGGAUAGAUUGAAGAAGUUGUUCGCUGGUCUAAAGGAAACGAACGAUGAUAUAAAUAUGGACUCAGAAACUACAAAAGAUUUACCUUCAAAUAUCGUAAAUGAAUACGAUGAUCUCAGUGAUGAUGAGUAUGAAGAAUUACUUAAGACUGGAGAAAAAAAGAAACUUGACAAGUUGUAUCAAGACAAGAGCCACCAACUUCAAAGUCUUGAAACAAGAGAAAGGUUGUAUUUGACGAAAAAAUUGGAGGACUUGAAUAACUAUGAAGAUGAUUUGAUCAAUAACAAAAUUAAGUAUAUUGAGGAUUUCAAGAAUAUUGAGGAAUCUACAAAUUCCAACAACAAUGACAUUUCAUCUUUGGUCAGUUUGUACUUCAAUAAUCAUGCACAAUACUUAAAGGUCAGGAACCACAAGCGAAGUGCGGAAGAAGCUCUUGAUGCCAAGGAUGAGGAUGACGAAAAGAAGGAAGAGCUUUCCACCAAGUCACAAGACUUCGUGCUGUUGAAAAAAGCCAAAAACACCUUAGAAAAAGAUACUGAAGACGCAGUUCCAGUUGCGGAUAACGCGGAAUCUGAAACUGAACCUUCCAGAAUUGAAGUUGAUCAGACUAGUAAGUUGCAGAGUAAGAUUGUGGAAUUGGUGGAGGAAUAUCUUGGUAUUGUAGACGAGUUCCUCGUGGAAGUGAUCAAUGAGAAUUUGAACAAACACAAUCUCUCUGCUAAGGACGAGCUCAUGGAAGAAUUAUCUGAAGUUCUUGAUGAUGACUCGGCGAACUUGGUCAAUGACUUAUGGAACUACGUGUCGACUAUUGCAAUAUAG